AUGGCUCUUACAGCUGUUGGAGGUGUGAUUUGUAGACAAUGCAACCUCUCAAUCCCCUUUCAUGGAUGUCUUUUGGACUUUGGAACGUGCAGAACAAAACCUGGACAGUACUGUAUAAAAGAGGUCCUUAUUAAAGGUGGAAUUCAUUGGUAUACAAUUGAAGGCUGCACAGAAAGCCAAGACCAGUGUUUUCAGAGAAUCCUGACAUCUCAUCAGAUUUACUCUACUCACUGCUGCCAUCGUCCUUUGUGCAAUUUCUGAGCCAGGGGCCCAUAUCUAAACUGGUUCACUGAUCAGUCAGUCUCAAAGCCUGAGCCAGUCAUCCCAAGAUGGCAACUACCAUCAAUCAGCCCUCUGCAAGAGCCUCAGACCUGCAGGUUGUAGGAGUUAUGGUCUGAAACCAAGGCUCUUAAUGUGCCCAACUUCUCAGCCACUACAUCCACCUCAUCUCAGAAACAUCCGUUCCUACACCAUUUCUCCUCUCUCCUCUUUCUGUUUAUUUCCCCUUUCAGUGAUUUCAAAGCCAAAAAGCAAAAAUGUGAGUGACUCUCUGAGUCAAAUUAUGCAUGUGAUAUCUACUUUACUAAUUUUCCUAAAUAUUUCCAUACUCCAAAAAACGGUUACAAAUGAGUUGUAUCACAAGAUACCAAGUGACUUGAAAGUGUUGGUUUGGUUUCCAAAGCAAACCGCCUUGCUCUUUCAGGUCAAUUUAUUGCACAAGGGAAACUGAUUUAACAAAUACUGCAGGAAAACUAAGCCGGGAAUCAGCAAACCAGGGGUAAGAACUAUGAACUCAAACAACAAAGGUCUCAGGCAGGUGCAAGGGUUGGUACUAAUUUUUCUCAUCUGUGUUAAAAUUUGUCAAAAUUUUGGAUUUCCAUACUUCAACCACACAUUAGUGCUUUGGCUAAUUUAAUUUUGGCAGAUUAAGCAAUUGAACUGAAGCAGGGAAAUGGGUUUCCCUGCACAAGAAAUUUUAAAGGUUUAUAAAUAUACUUUUAACUGCAAUUUGCAUUUUUAAUGUGCCACAUAUUCAAUUAUUCUCAUUCAAUGCCCUACUUUUGCAAUUUCAAGAUUAUUGUGUUUUAAAAUUUACAGUUAUUUUUCUCUGUAUUUCCAGGUGUUUGACAAAUUUAAAUGGUAAAUAAUAAAUCUCAAUAAAACCUUAUGUUAUUUUUUUUCCUCAGAACUUAGGGCAACAUCUUAUACA
Messenger RNA from Bubalus bubalis (water buffalo), 1210 nucleotides. RefSeq names its product chromosome 3 C9orf57 homolog (gene C3H9orf57). The transcript has 3 exons. The record is from RefSeq and is a predicted model, not a curated record. The coding region runs from base 1 to 261 and encodes 86 amino acids. Lineage: Eukaryota; Metazoa; Chordata; Mammalia; Artiodactyla; Bovidae.